Messenger RNA from Tyto alba (common barn owl), 5907 nucleotides. It is a transcript of the gene GNAO1, whose product is annotated as G protein subunit alpha o1. Gene Ontology annotation, cellular component: heterotrimeric G-protein complex. Lineage: Eukaryota; Metazoa; Chordata; Aves; Strigiformes; Tytonidae. The transcript has 8 exons. The record is from RefSeq and is a predicted model, not a curated record. Gene Ontology annotation, molecular function: G protein-coupled serotonin receptor binding; G-protein beta/gamma-subunit complex binding; corticotropin-releasing hormone receptor 1 binding. Bases 557 to 1621 code for a protein of 354 amino acids. Gene Ontology annotation, biological process: G protein-coupled dopamine receptor signaling pathway; adenylate cyclase-modulating G protein-coupled receptor signaling pathway.
CGCGGAGCCCCGGCGCGCCCCCGCCCUCUCGCCGCCGCUCCCGCGCCUCCAUUCGGCUCCGCCGCCGCCCGUUAGAGACCCGCCGCCCGCCGAGGAGGGGACAGCGCGACAGCCGGCAGCACGGGAGAGGGAAGGGCCCUCCCCCCGCCGCCGAACCCUCUUCCUCCUCCUCCUCCUCCUCCUCCUCCUUCUCCUCCUCCUCCUUCUGCUCCCCCGCCUCCGCCUCCGCCUCCCGGCCGGGAAGAGCAGCUCGCCGUGCCCGCAGCAGCCCCGCUGGAUGCACUGAGCGCUCGGGCGCGGGGAGAGGGGCAGGAGGGAGCCGGGAGCCCCGCCGCGGAGGCGCUGCGCUGCCCGGAGGCUCACGGCCACCAGCUUUAAUUCUUUUAUUCCCCCCCCCCCCUCCGCCCGCCGGUGGCUGGCGUUGCCCCUGCCUCCUCCUCUCUGCCCGCAGGAGCCAGCCGAGGCGGCGGCGGGGGUUGCAUCUUACCCCCCCCCCCCUUUUUUUUUUUUUUUUUUUUUUUUAAAUUUUUUUUUUUUUUAAAUUUUCGUCGCCGCCAUGGGAUGUACCCUGAGCGCCGAGGAACGAGCCGCCCUGGAGCGGAGCAAGGCCAUCGAGAAGAACCUGAAGGAGGACGGGAUCAGCGCCGCCAAAGACGUGAAACUCCUCCUGCUCGGGGCCGGAGAGUCGGGGAAAAGCACCAUCGUGAAGCAAAUGAAGAUCAUCCAUGAGGAUGGCUUCUCUGGUGAAGAUGUGAAACAGUACAAGCCAGUGGUCUACAGCAACACUAUACAGUCCCUGGCAGCUAUUGUACGUGCCAUGGAUACCUUGGGCAUCGAAUACGGUGAUAAGGAACGACGGGCUGAUGCCAAGAUGGUCUGCGAUGUCGUAAGUCGGAUGGAGGACACAGAGCCCUUCUCUCCAGAGCUGCUGUCAGCUAUGAUGAGACUCUGGGCAGACUCUGGGAUCCAAGAAUGCUUCAACCGGUCCCGGGAAUAUCAACUCAACGACUCGGCCCAAUACUACCUAGACAGCUUAGAUCGAAUCGGAGCUGCAGACUACCAGCCCACGGAGCAGGAUAUCCUCCGAACCAGGGUCAAAACAACUGGCAUUGUAGAAACCCACUUCACAUUCAAAAACCUCCACUUCAGGCUCUUCGAUGUCGGGGGCCAGCGGUCAGAACGCAAGAAGUGGAUUCACUGCUUUGAGGAUGUCACAGCAAUCAUUUUCUGCGUCGCGCUGAGUGGCUACGACCAGGUGCUCCAUGAAGAUGAAACCACGAACCGCAUGCACGAAUCACUGAAGCUUUUUGACAGCAUCUGCAACAACAAAUGGUUCACAGAUACGUCUAUCAUCCUCUUUCUAAACAAGAAGGACAUAUUUGAGGAGAAAAUUAAGAAAUCUCCGCUGACUAUCUGCUUUCCUGAGUAUCCAGGCCCCAACUCUUUCACAGAGGCGGUGGCUUACAUCCAGGCUCAGUACGAGAGCAAGAACAAGUCCCCCAACAAGGAGAUCUACACGCACAUCACCUGCGCCACCGACACCAACAACAUCCAGUUCGUCUUCGACGCCGUCACGGAUGUCAUCAUCGCCAACAACCUGCGGGGAUGCGGACUCUACUAAAGCCCUCCCCUCCCCUCCUCUCCUCGCGCCCGCCGGGAGCAUCCGCCGGUCCCGCGGACAGGUCCUCUCUCUUUCCUUUUUUUCCUCCUCGGAAGACGAUGAGGAAGAAAUACAUAAAUCCCUUCUCCUGUCCCAGAAAACUUUGCAGCAAGUCCUGCUUUCCCCAGCCCCGUUUUAUUUUAUUUUGGUUUAUUUUUGGUUCAUUCCCUUGCUGCCGCAUUCUACUCCUCCGUUCCAAUUCACAGUGCUGUAGAGGGAGCUAACGUGUUUCCCACAAAGUGCAUUUCAACUGCCAAAAGACAAAAAUACUUCAGUUUUAAAAAAAGAAAAAAAAUCAAAGCCUUAAAAUACCUGUCAGCAACAGUGUAGUUUGGAACUGAAACUUUUUCUUUUUUUUCCUUGAAAUUAAGGGAUAUUUUUAAUUCUCCUCAUUAUUUAUCUCUUUUUUAAAAAACACUCUUCCUUUGGGAAGUGCUAGAUACAACAUGAACAUUUUGAGGGUACCUUACGGCUCCAGUUCCUAGCCCACGGCUGGAGGGGUCAGUGUUGAACGCAGCGGCCGCAGCUUGGGUUUGUACAUCCUCCUUUUUUCCAGACAGCUAUUGGAACAAGUCAAACAGCCAUAUCGAGUUCUGCUGGUGUCCGAGACAGACGCAGUAACAAAACCUACUAAGCCUUGUCUAAAAGCAUUCGUUACCGGUAACAGUUUUACCUCAAGUUUUUCAAAAUUAAUGUUCACGUUUGCCUAGUGGUUUCAGUAACCCGGUUGUUGGCUGGGUGCGCGGGGCGGCGGCGGCUGGGCUGGGACCCCGGGAGCGUAGGCAGCCAGGAUGCCCCAGGACGGUGUCCUGGGGGGGGGGGGGGGACCCUGCACGGGGGGGUGCCAGCCUGGGGACCCAGCCACCUUUCCCAAAGCACCUCCCGCCCUAAGGGGUCUCGGCACGACCGAUGCGCCGGCAGAGACGCACAGCGUCUCUUUCCAAGCUUCAGCUGGGGUGCACCAAAAAUAUUUAGCCCUGGCUUCUUGUAGGCAGAGUUUGGCCUUCGAGUACCCGGAAAGCGGAGAGGUGCUUUGGGAGACCUCACCCUGCUGGGGUGACAGCAAGGUGUGCAGGAGCCUCCCGGCUCUUCGGCGCACGGCGGGCACCUACAGACCCUUGAGAAGCCCCAACCUUGCACUCUGAGCCUCCUUGGCCAAGCUUGCCUGCGUCAUCUCCUGCCUGGGCACCCGAGACAGCUCCAGGCUUGGUGCCUGCAGUCAGGGCAUCUCUUUACCAGCAUGUCAAGCGAGAGGGAUGGUUUAUACUGGCCGUGUAGUGGCAAGGGAGGGCACAGGGAGCUGAUUUGAGCCAAGUGAUGGAGUAGGAAGGAAAAGCGUGAGGAAGAGAGGGAAGGGAGGAAGGAAGGGCAGGGGUGGAGCUGUGGAAACGGUAAGGGUGGCACCCAGCACAGCAAAAUGUGGGGCGCAAAGGGGAGGAGAAACGCGGCCGGGCUGGGGUACGUGUGCCCGUCUGCCUGCCAUCACCAAGAGCGCCGGGUGCCGCCGGGGCGAAGGCAGAGGUGGGUGUGAGGGGUGGGGUGUCACCUCUGGGAGCACGGAGGGACCCUUCGAUGUCCACCCUGAUAGCUUGUUGGGUGUCUGGGUGAGACAGCCGCCUCGGAGGUCCCACUCGGCGUGGCACCUGGGGACGGGUAGGCAACGCUGAUGCCUGCCUCUUCACUGCCUCUCUUAAAAGUCCAUGAUCCUGGAAAACAUGAGCCUUUCCAGCACAGCCACAAGUUCAGCUGUCCUCUCUUGGGAACCUGAGCUAGGGGUGCCUUUCAGGUCUCGGGAGGUCUGAUUUUUCUCCAGUGCCAUGCCUGGGAGGGACAAUAUCUCUUUUCUCACCGUGCCUGUCUAGGAGAGAUGGUGUGAGAGCAGCCUAAAGCAGCACAGCCCGAAGGGCAGGGGCCGGGUGAGCGUCGCUGUGAGGGAGGCAGGGAAAGGAGCAGGUACGGUGUCACGGGCGGAGAGGAGCGGUGGAGGAGGUUGUUGGCGGGGUACAGUUUGAGAGAGAUGUUGCAGAAGGGAGAUGAGGCAGGUUGAUGCAGCAGGGAGGACAGGAAGAGGAGGAGGGCGCCUGGGAGCUGGAGGAGAGUCCUCAUCAGAGGUUGUGGUCUGCCGGGAAAAAAAACCCAGGCAGGGAUUUAAACAAAACCCCAGCCAGGGACGUGAGUGGGAGCACCCUCGGGCAAACCAGGAGGAAAACAAAGUGGCUCUGACCCAUCUAACCAGCUCGCAGCCCAGCGUGGUUGGCAGCUGUGUCAGUAACCCCCUAAAUAGCAUUAAAUGAUAAAACUGUGUUUAGUACUGUACAGUGAGGACCCACUGCUGCUCUGCUGGACACUAACAGCAAUAACGCCAGGCCUCUGCCUCCCCUGCUCUGGCACAAGUGAGUACCCACCUUUCUCUUCACCAUCUCAGCCUUAAAAUACCUCUGGCAGCAUCAGCCCCCUGCCCAGAGCUGGCCAGCCAGCAAAGCCAGGAGCCCCUCUCUGCUCCUCACACCACAUCCCACCCGCACGUCUUCUCCCGGGUCCCAGCCCCUCUCCCAGCUCCCUUGGACGCCGGCACGCUCUGCUCUACAACCGUAAACCAAAGGAACACUGAACACAAGACCUGCGCGUGUCAUUGCGUUUGGUUGAGCUUUGGAUUUUCAGAGUCAAUGGGAAGGCUUUCCAAAGAAAGGAUUCCCAGGGGGAGCUGCCCAGUGCUCUGGUUCCUCGGAAGGGACCAGCCGAUCUGCGGCAGGAGGGGCAGGGAAUUAGCUGGAGGGACAGGGAUGCUCCUAGAGCUUGUCCCCUGGGGGCAGCCAAGUCCCACCAGGAACACUUAGCAUCCAGAUGUGCAUUGAGUGUCAAAAUGAGGGCUGAGAAGCCGAACGUUAGUUACAUUUAGUACAUAAAGUGUACGUAACUGCCAGACCCAGAGCGCAGCGCCGGGCCGGUGUGCUGUGGUGCGCUGGUGGCUCGCACUGGCAGCGAGGCAGGUCUUAACUAAGCUCUGUCACAAGAGUUUGAUCAGAAGAAGUAGAAUUUGGGAGAUUUUCUGUUUCCACCCCUCGCUGCGGGUGACAUUUUAUCCAGGCAGAUAAGUAACAGACGCAGUUCCCAGUGAAGGCAGCACUGAGCCAAGGCUUCAGGAGUUCCCAGCAUAAAGCGCACAGAAAUAUUUUGGUAAAGACAAUUUAAAUUAACUCGAUCCCAAACUUUGCCAAAUGCAGCUGAGUCACCGGUUGUGCCGGGCUCCGGGCUGGGUUCAGGUAACCAGAACCAGAGCCCCUCCCGCCCCAGCCCCUCCGCAGCUCCGGCUGGUUCCCCAGCACGCUGGGGACAGCCAACGGCUGGUGAUCCACGGGGAGAAAAGGGAGAAAAAGAGGAGGAAAUGCUGACACACAGAACCUUUUCUUUCAUUUUUCUUCGGCGUCUUGUACGUCUAAAGCUCCAUUUCAGCUGCUGCUGCUGACAUUUCCUCUCUCACACGAGUGUCGUGAGGAUUCACUGACAAAGGCUGGAAACGGCAUUUGGAAGAUGAAAUGCUUCCAGUGUUAAACACUACCGUUUCUCCCGCUUGAUGGCCGUGUACAGAUUUUUGUCUCCAGAACGCCUGCCAAAGCAUUACUCACUGCUGGCUUUCUCCAUCCUCCCAAGCCUUUUCUGACAGAUGUGCCUUCUGCUGGCAAUCUUUUGCCCUGUGCUUUUUCUAAACACCAGCAAUCCUUGCAGCAAUUGCCUAGAAAGAGGACCUUGAAAUACAUUGCCUGCUUUCCAAAGCCCUCUUCUUAAUAGCCCCUUGUACUUUGCAGUUGCAGUGCUCCAAAUCCAGAGCCUCAGAGGCCCUGAGUUGUGUUUAAUUUGCAGUCUCCACCUUGCAGGGACGUUGCAACUGGUACAGCUGCGUCAGAAAUCAUACCAGGGCACGGGGGACGUGUUUUAAAAGCACAGAAUUCAAACAGCUGCAUAUACACCCUGCUGCCCUGCAAAGCUAAUGUGGGGAUUUGCAAAAGGUGCCCUUUGGGGGAUGCAGGAGGUUUUUAAUGACUCAGGUCACUUGUCCAGCAGCAGCAUCUGAGGGAUGUUGCAUUGAAAGCAGCAUUAGGAACUUGCGAUGAGCCUCAGACAGCAGCAAAAAGAAAGAAGGAAGCCCUCCCUGCUUGCUCCAUCGGCAAUGAGAGGGUCAGGUGUGGAGCUCUGAGACAAAAAAAAAAAAAACGCAAAUAACUCCUUUACUUAAGCAACAAUUUCAA